UCAUUAAUCUAACACAACACAAAAUGUCUUCGUUUUCGGAUCCAAACCUUGUGAAAAAGCUGGGAGAAUUGAACAAUACACAGCAAAGCAUCCAGACUUUGUCAUUGUGGUUGAUUCAUCACCGAAAGCAUGCUCCAUCAAUCGUUAAAAUAUGGCACCGUGAACUGAUCAAAGCACGACCGAGCAAGAAGUUGACAUUUAUUUACCUUGCCAAUGAUGUCAUUCAAAACAGCAAAAAGAAGGGACCAGAGUUUGCCAAAAACUUUGAAACUGUCUUACCAGAUGCUUUCACUAAUGCCUCAAGGGGUUCAGAGGAGAAGACAAAGCAGUCUCUAGAGAGAGUGCUAAGUAUCUGGCAAGAGCGUGGUGUCUACGACAAGCAUUUUAUCCAGAAGCUGAGACAUUCAUUAGAUGGAAAACCAGAUGUGCCUAAAGUUGAAAAAUUUGAAGAAAAACCUAUUUUGUCUGAAAAACCAGGCAAGAAGAGUAAAAGACAGAUAGAGCCAGAAUUAUCUUUGCUUGAGGAGGUGGAAUCCAUGCAAGCACAUAUAAAUGCUGAAGCUGUUGAUACAGAAGAACUGGUUAAGCGUCUCUCUGAUCUUGAGCACUCAGCGUCUUGUGAUGCAAUUGUGCGUGAAAAAAUUGCUGCCCUUCCCCCAGAAGUGUCUGAUAUCGGCCACGUAGACAAAAUUCAAGACAGAAAAGCAGCAGAGCAUUUAUCACGCCAGGUCGAUGAGGCAUGCGUUUUACUGGCAGAAUACAAUACACGGCUUUCAGCAGAGCUUGAAGAGCGGCGGAAAGUGGCAUUGAUGCUGAGGGGUUUUAUAAACCAGGUCAAAGGUCAGAUGCAAGAUACAGAGAAACAGUUACUGGACUACAGGUCAAAACUUGCUCGAGUAUCUACUGUGAGGCAAGAGCUAAUGUCUCACAUACAGAAUCUACCUGACCUUACCAAACUACCUGAUGUGACAGGGGGGCUAGCACCACUUCCUUCAGCUGGUGACCUCUUCUCCUAUUCCACGUAGAUAGCAUGGUGAUUAUAUGAGUUUAUGAGUGGAACAAGUACAAGCCAAGAACUAUCUCAGAUACUAGAUGCCAUAAGAAGUGAUUAUUAUGGAAGUUUUUGUGCUUGUGUCACUGUCUAGAAGACUGCUAUUUGAGAGCUGUAAGCUGGAUGGAGUGUGAUAUCAGAUGCAAAUUCAGUCUUAUAACUUCCACAAAAUUGUUGUGCUUGCUUUUAUGUUUUUAUAGAUAAGGUCUUGAAGAUUCUCACAUUUCCUCUCAGGCAUAAUUUUCUUUUGUGUGUAUGUUUUCAAGUGUUUACUAUUCUGUUAAAAGCUAUUCUGACCCUAGUCCAAUAGAUGUAUAAAACAAACACGCCUUUUUAAUCAGAUGGUGAUUUUGGUCUUCGGGUAACAUGUUUCUAAAACCUAUUUUUGUAUAAGUUUGUGGAUGACUUAGUUUUUCAUGCUAUAUUUUAAGGAAUGGCUAAUUCAUGUUUUUCUCUAGACCUUGUAAACAUAAACAACAUUAAGCUGUAUUCACAAGUAUGGUCACUGCCAAAAAUAUAUAUACUUUUGAAUACAUCACAGUUAUGCAUUUUGAAUAACCUUGUUAGAUUACAAAAAUCUGUACAGAUUGUUCAUCAAAAUGCAAUCUUUCUUCUUCGGUUUAAAGUUAAAAAAAAUCUUCACAUUAUGCAUUAGUAAAUUUUAAGUGGUAAAUUGGUAAUAAUUAUGUGUAGUACACAUAACUAGAGCAGACAGGAACUCUCAAGUCUCAGAAUAAGUAGCAUCUUGACAUUGAAUUGUCAUGUGCAGGAAAAACAAGCAGAAACUUGUUUCCUAAUCAUUUUUAGCUUUGGAGAAUAUAUGCACAUUGAAAGUGUCCCACAUAACAUAAAAUACCUGUUUUACACUAAUCCUGAAAUCAUUUUGGUUUGCCAGCGAAUUACUUGGUUAUUUAAUUAAAUGCAUUUAAAAGGCAUGGAGCAAACAAAAAGUUUAUCCUCUAUUUCUCUCAUUUACCUUCUCUAUUCCUUGCUGUCUAGACGGAAGUUUUUAUACUGUCAAGUUACUAAAUGAUUCUCAGUCCAUGCAAACUCACAAUUUUGUAUAUAUGUGUGUGUGUGCAUAGGUGCAUGUCAGAGACAGUGGAUGGGUUGUAUUCAUGAGUCUUUGUACAUUUCUUUUAAUCAUUAGUUGAUAUUGGACAAUGAAGGAAUUUUCUCCCUUCCACCCAGUAAAACAAAAAAACUGGCAAGAAUUAUAAAUAACUAGAUGGAUUUGAGAUUUCACACCUAAUUUUUUUUUUUUUCACUUUAGAAAGUUAAACAUUUGACAGUUUGCCGUAAAUUUCAGACUAUAAGCCACAGUUUUUUUCCCCACCUUUAAACCCUGCAGUUUAAACAGUGAUGCAGCUUGAGUAUCUUUCAGAUUCUGAUUAAUUUUUCUAUGAGCUCCAUGUUAAAGUGUCAACUGUUAACGUUGUUACAGUGUUAACUAUGCAUUUUAAUUGAAGCAUUCAGAUCAGUUGCACCCUCAUCAUGCCAAAAACAAGACUAAAUGCCUACAAUGCAGCUUUUAAGUUGUAUUUAUUUAUGGAAAAAAGCAGGAUUUUUUUAUUAUUAUUUAUUGAGUGUAGCUUGUAUACAGGUGCACUUAAUAGACCAAAAUUUACGGUAAUGCAGUUUGCUUCUCUGCCCACCUAGUUUCUUGCCUGGGGUCGGGUAUCUGUCAUUUUGUGAAAAUGAAGAGUACAAGAAAAUGGGUUUUCAGAAAAAAAUUUCUUUCAUUAUAGAUGCUUUGGGAUAGUUAUGUUUUAGCACUAACCACCAGUAUCAUUUUGACAUAAACUUUGAUUCAUGCAUGCACUUUGCAUCCAUGCAUGUGUGCAGACUGGUGUGAGAGAUUUUUGUGUGCAUGCGUUGUAUUGUAUUGUUUUGUGUUAACAGUCCUGUCACUUAAAAAUUACUCGAAAAUAUAUAUAAAUGCAAAAAUAAUUAUGUUGAUCACCAUAAAGAGAAUUCACACCUUAUCAA
This is a messenger RNA of Pomacea canaliculata, 3040 nucleotides long. Its product is annotated as regulation of nuclear pre-mRNA domain-containing protein 1B-like. Gene Ontology annotation, molecular function: RNA polymerase II complex binding. The transcript is spliced from 7 exons. The record is from RefSeq and is a predicted model, not a curated record. Lineage: Eukaryota; Metazoa; Mollusca; Gastropoda; Architaenioglossa; Ampullariidae. The coding region runs from base 24 to 1025 and encodes 333 amino acids. Gene Ontology annotation, cellular component: RNA polymerase II, holoenzyme. Gene Ontology annotation, biological process: mRNA 3'-end processing.